GCGAGGGAGCGAGCCGGGUGGCGGCGCGGCCGGCCGUCACCGACGGGGCUGCCCGCAGGAGACGCUGCCGACGGGCGAAGCCGGGCUGCCCGCGCCGGGGAGGGGUCGCGGGGGCCCUCCGAGGUCGUUCUGCCUGGGGCCUCCGGCCGGUUCACAGGUCCCGGAAGCUAGCGCUGGGGGAAGGGGCCUUACGUCCUCUGAGAGCCCCUGUUCUCACCCGGGAAGCGGGAUGCUGAUGCCGGUGUCGCUGGGCUCUUGUGACUUAAGGAAUGAACGAACGUGAAGUGGUUGCCCAGAGCCCCGCCGCUGUGGAGGAGAUUCUAGACCGGGAGAAUAAGCGGAUGGCCGACAGCUUGGCUUCCAAGGUCACCAGGCUCAAAUCGCUGGCCCUGGACAUCGACAGGGACGCAGAAGACCAGAACCGCUACCUGGACAGCAUGGACUCGGAUUUCACAAGCAUGACAGGCCUGCUCACGGGGAGCGUGAAGCGCUUUUCCACAAUGGCACGGUCUGGGCGAGACAACCGGAAGCUUCUCUGUGGUAUGGCCGUGGGCCUGAUCGUGGCCUUUUUCAUUCUCUCCUAUCUCCUGUCAAGGGCAAGGACUUGAGCCACUAGGAGCUGACUUCUGUGGGUGCCUGGGGCAACCUGGGUCUUCCCCUGCCUGGUGUCCUAGGCUCCAGAGGACCUACCUGCAAAAUACUCCUUUGAAAUGAUGAUCGUGGCUUAGGGAUUUUCUUCCUGUCUGAUGCGUUCAUGGCUGCCUCUGAUCGAGUGAGCUCAUAUUGGCUGGUCCCAUGUGUGUAAGGGUCUCUUUCCCUUGAGGGAAACCAAGGCCCAGGCCCCUGUGCUACUCUGGGUACUAAAGGCUCUGGCAGAGCCAGGUGUGAGCAGAGCCUCUGGAAAUCCUGGACAUGGCUACCUGUGGCCCGCAGCCCUUCCCUUGUCCCUUGGGGCUCUGACGUCUUAAGGCUCUGCCCUAUCCGUGUCUCUGGGUAAGGCCACAUCUGAUGCCUGAGGUGCCUGGAGCUGACACCGGAAGGGGGUUUGGCUGUGAAGUUGGAGCACCAUCUCCUCAGCUCAGAGAUUGCAGCUACCCUUGGCUAGGGCUGCUGAGUAUGGGCAGAUCAGCCUCGCCUGCCCUCCAGACCCUCGGGGAAGGGCAGGGUAUUGUGGAUGAAGAAGUAAGUGGACCACAGCCUUGGCUGGAGCCAUUGGGCCCUGAUCCUUUUGGAUCUCCCAGUCUUGUAUCCAGGAGCAGAAACUCCCAUUUUCUCAGGAUUCAAGAUCGAGCCAACACCAAAGAUGUGUUUCUGGGGGACCAGACCUCUAGAAGCAGUUCCAUCUGGCGUUUCAGAGUCAGGCAGAAUGUGUGUUGGGGAGGCGCCUUCUGUGGUUUGAGACAGGAGGCUUCCCUACAAGGACUCUCCUCGUGGGACCGUGGGUCACUUCUUGAGGGUCACCAGGCAGCUUCUGCUCCACCACGUGAGGCCCUUCAGCAGUGAGCUCCCUCACUAAGGGCACUCUCAGUCGUCCCCUCAACCCCAGCCUCUGCGGGCUGCCCUCCAUGCCCGCCUCUCCCUGGGCCCUCACUGCCCACUUGGCCAGCCCCAUGUUCACACAAACCAAAGCACAGGCCCACCUGAGCCAGUGGCUUCUCACCCCAUGGUGAGGUGUCGGCACCCUCAUUGUGCAUAAAUACGUGUAAGAAACAGUUCAUCAUCUGUGUCCUUCCCUACCCUUGUUCCUGUCUUCUGCCAGUGCAGUCACUCGCGCUUACCCCCAGAGGACUGUCGGCUCUGCCCCACACCGUGUGCUGUGCAGGCCCCUGGUGUGACUCUCACACGCUGACCGCACCUCUGCUCCGGUCUCUGACUCUGGCCACCUCACCUUCAGCACUGCUGCUGCUCCCUAUUCUCCCUUCUGUGUCCCUUGUCUGUCCAGCAGGCCCGGCCCCUCCUCACAUUGUCACCAUAGUACUCUUCUCGCAUUGGACCUGCUGGGUUGCUCAGCCUCCUGGAGGAGGGGGACCCUACCUUCCUACUUCUGAGUGCUAUGUUCUGACUUGCCCCUAUCCCUCCAGAGGCUAGUUUUUCAUCCAGGGAGAUCAGCUUACCUGCCUCCCUGUCUGUGGGGCUUUGGUAUUUCCCCUGACUCCUUGACAUUCCUUUUCAGGCCCCCAUGGUCCUGCCUCCCUCCCCAGUCCCCACGCACUGUGGCUUUGAGUUAGCCAUCUCAUGUUAAAUCUUAUGAUGGGGGGGCAUGUCCACUGGUCACCAAGCUUACUAGACCUGUGUAGUGUCUCCGUCUGGUGGCAUAUUGCAGAUGGACCCAUACCCUGCAUCCUGCCUGGGCCUAUGGUGCUGACCUCUUCCUGAGAACAUGGCUCAGUUGUGGGAGCCGCACCACACUACAGAUUCGAUGCAGGCUGGUUUAGAUUUUGUGUUUCGGGUAGUCUUGAUGAGUGCUUUCUGCUGUCCCCCUGAGACCUCAAGCUGCAAUGGUCUCUCCUAAAGCCCCCAUCUCUGCCUCCCCGCCUCCACUUCCAUAGCUCUUUGUGGCCCUUCCAGCUAUUUUGGGGUCUGGGUUUUAGUUCCUUUCUGGUUUACCAUUUUGUUUCUCAUUGCACUGGGAUGGAUUCCAUGAUGGGGGCAUGUCAGCUCUGCUGCCGACCUGUCAGAGCCUUUGCCCUCCUCCUGCCUCGCCUCGGGCGCUCAGCACCUACCCCUGGCGUAAGUGCGGUUUGCUGACGUUGGUCCCUGAAACCACCAAAACGAAAAGGACCUGCGGACCCGACCUGUGCCAAGUGAGGACAUUCUGCCAAGCUUUAUCCCACAAUUCAAGAACAAGGCAUUUAGCAAUAAAGAUUUGGAAUAAACAGCUUCAUGACGAAGUGAA
This is a messenger RNA of Zalophus californianus (California sea lion), 2896 nucleotides long. RefSeq names its product Bet1 golgi vesicular membrane trafficking protein like (gene BET1L). The transcript has 4 exons. Gene Ontology annotation, cellular component: SNARE complex; Golgi trans cisterna. Gene Ontology annotation, molecular function: SNAP receptor activity. Bases 270 to 608 code for a protein of 112 amino acids. Gene Ontology annotation, biological process: regulation of retrograde vesicle-mediated transport, Golgi to ER; retrograde transport, endosome to Golgi. NCBI's taxonomy places the organism in Eukaryota, Metazoa, Chordata, Mammalia, Carnivora, Otariidae. The record is from RefSeq and is a predicted model, not a curated record.